UAAUGUUCUCUCUCUAAUUUCUUCUUCUUUCUCAAAUUUCCCGGCGAAACAGAGAAUUGCCGCCGCCGCCGCCGCCACCGUGUCUGCCGUCGUAAACUUCUGAGCUGAGUUAAAUUCGGCCGUAUUUCAUGGUUCCCCUCGUGUUUAUUCGUCUUAGUCAAAUCUGCCGCCGAAAUGCAGCACCCACAACACUCCUCAAUGGCGUCGUUCCUCUCUCUACCGUCAGACCAAUUUCUCACGCGGCUGUAGCUGAUCACAAUCCGGAAGCCUCACCGCACACCGUUAUUAAACGAGUCUGCUUUUGGGUUUGUGAUUCAUACUACAAUCAGCAGAAAAAAUCGACUCAUUCCGAUUCAACGCGCCCUCUUCUAAAUUUACCAAUAGACGCUGAUUCCUUGACGGCGGAUCAGGCAAUUACCGUAAUCGCUUCAUUGGCUGAUGAGGCCGGAUCGAUGGUGGCGCUGAGUUUCUUCCAUUGGGCAAUCGGGUUUGCGAAAUUCAAGCACUGUAUGAGGUUUUACAUUGUCGCGGCAAGCUGCUUGAUUAAAAAUGGAAACUUUGAGCGGACCCAUGAGGUUUUGCGUUAUAUGCUGUGGAAUUUCGCUGAGGUGGGAAUGUUGAAGGAAUCAAUCGACAUGGUUCUCGAGCUGCGUAGCCAUGGAUUAGUUUUGAGCUCCCACACUCUGAAUUGCGCGUUGAGCGUGGUGAAUGGGAUGGGCUGUUUUGAGAUUGCGCAGAAUGUGUUCGAUGAAAUGUGUGAGAGAGGGGUCAUUCCGGAUGCUUACAGUUUCGAGUCGAUGGUUGUUGCUUAUUGUCGAGCUGGGAGGGUUUCGGAUGCUGAUAGAUGGUUGAGUGAUAUGUUGAGCAGAGGCUUUCUUGUGGAUAAGGCUACUUGUAGUUUGAUUCUCAAUAUGCUAUGUGCAAAUGGUCGUGUGAACCGAGCGUUGUGGGUGUUCAACAAGAUGGUUGAGAUUGGACUGAAGCCGAAUGUGGUUCAUUUUUCUUGUUUGAUCAAUGGGUUGAGCAGCAGGGGAAGUGUUAAACAAGCGUUCGAACUGCUGGAGGAGAUGGCGAGGAGAGGGUUGAAGCCGAAUGUGUAUACUCAUACAUCAUUGAUCGAUGGCCUUUGCAAGAAAGGUUGGACGGAUAAGGCAUUUAGGCUUUUCUUGAAACUUGUUAGGAGCGACAAUUACAAGCCCAACGUGUAUACGUAUACUGCCAUGAUUGAUGGAUACUGCAAGGAGGAGAAGCUGCAACGAGCGGAGAUGUUGCUGGAGAAGAUGAAGGAGCAAGGACUGUCUCCGAAUGUGAAUACCUACACUACCCUUAUUGACGGUCAUGCUAAGGCUGGGGAGUUCGACAGAGCAUAUGAAUUGAUGGACGCGAUGGAGAAAGAUGACUUGGCUCCUAAUACUUGGACGUAUAAUGCUGUUAUGAACGGCUUCUGUAAGAAAGGAAGGCUUCCGGAAGCUUAUAAAUUGCUGAAAGUUUGCUAUAGGAAUGGGGUUUUUCCUGAUAAAUUUACAUACACAAUUCUGAUAUCUGCUAGCUGCAAGCAGGAUGGUGAUGUUAGACGAGCUUUCGCGAUUUUUAGUGUGAUGUUAAAAGAGGGGAUUGGUGUUGAUAUGCAUACUUACACGUCGUUGAUCUCAUUGCUUUCAAGGCUAAGGAAAAUGGGAGAAUGUGAGAGAAUUCUUAGUGAUGCUGCGAAAAUGGGACUCAACCCAACCACACAGACGUAUACAUGUAUGGUUUCUGGGUAUUGUCGAGAUGGAAACAUUGAAAAGGCAAUGAAAGUCUUCAAUGAGAUGAGUGAAUAUGGCUGUGCACCCGAUAGUUUUACUUAUGGUGCGCUGAUAGGUGGUCUUUGCAAGGAAUCAAUGCUGAAUGAGGCUAGAACACUUUUUAGUGAAAUGAAUGACAAAGGUUUUUCGCCAUGUGAAGUUACUCGAGUGACGAUAGCUUAUGAGUUGUGCAAAAAGGGUGAAUCUUCAGCAGCAAUGGCUUUGUUAGACAGAUUAGAACGAAAACUGCGGGUUCGCACUGUUAGUACAUUAGUCAGGAAGCUUUGCAGUGAGCAGAAAGUAGACGUUGCCGCACAGUUUUUUGAUAAACUGUUAGAUGCAACCAAGACUGUGGAUCGUGUGACGCUUGCAGCAUUCAUGACUGCAUGCUACGAGAGUAAUAACUAUGCACUCGUUUCUGAUAUGUCUACGAGGAUGACAAAAGAAAAGGUGGCUCGGUAACACGAUGAGGAUGUGAUUUGCUUGUGACAAGUUAGAGCAGCACCUCAUGAUCUCGGCGCAUUUGAAAUGCUUGCAGCAGAAAGGUGUCUCGUUGACAAGUACGAUGAUAUGAUUCUCGUCACAACAAGUCCAGGCAGCACUGCGCCAUUUCAAACAAUCAAAAGGCAGAUACCGCGGAAGCAGACUGCAGGUUAUAUUUAGGGGGAGUCGAUGAGGCUUACCGGCGCCCUCAUCUCUGGUUGAGGUUGCGCCAAUUCUUCUCGUUGCCGAUGAAGUUGAGCUCAUCAAUCCUCGCGCUGCUUGCCUAUGAUUGAGUGGCAGCAGUUGCAAGAAGUUAACCAAUGAUUCUCAUGUGAUAAUGACUCACGGUUUACUUUGUAAGACAUUUUUCAUCGAACCAAUGAUAAGAAGCUCGAGGGUUCGAGUAACCACAGCUACGAGGGUAAAUGAGAUACUAUUACCGAUCCUCUUUAAAAUGAAAUUUAGUUGUUUAGCUGAUUAGACAUACAAAGUGUUUUGCAAUUUGCAUAUUAAUUUUAUUUUAUUGAAGCAAAA
Salvia splendens (bonfire salvia) is the source of this 2801-nucleotide messenger RNA. RefSeq names its product pentatricopeptide repeat-containing protein At4g19890-like. The transcript has 4 exons. Lineage: Eukaryota; Viridiplantae; Streptophyta; Magnoliopsida; Lamiales; Lamiaceae. Gene Ontology annotation, molecular function: protein binding. The coding region runs from base 129 to 2246 and encodes 705 amino acids. The record is from RefSeq and is a predicted model, not a curated record.